AUGGCCUUCGAUCCCAUUCUUGAACCUGUACUCGAACGCAACGCCCAAUGGGCAGAGGAUGUCGAGAAGGCUGUACCAGGCUUCUUCACGGAGAGCGCAAAGGGCCAACACCCCAAGGUCCUCUGGAUCGGAUGUGCGGACUCGCGUGUCCCUGAAUCCGUGCUCACAGCAUCGAAACCGGGCGAAAUUUUUGUCCAUCGCAAUGUCGCCAAUCAGUUCCACCCCGAGGACGACAACGCGCAGGCGGUCCUCGCAUACGCGGUGAACGACGUCGGCGUCACGCACAUUGUCCUCACGGGCCACACGAACUGCGGGGGCGCCGCCGCGUGCCAUGCCGCGGCGAACGGACCCACGCCACCCGGCCCGCCGAAAACGCCCCUGGACCGCUGGCUCGCGCCGAUGAUUGCGCUCGCGAAGGGCCUGACGGCGGCGGAGCUGGUCGUGGAGAACGUGCGCGUGCAGGUGCAGAACCUCGCGAAGUCGGAGACGAUCACCGCCGCGUGGGCGAGCGGGAAGGACGUGCAGGUGCACGGCUGGAUUUACGAGCUGGAGAGCGGGCGGUUGCGCGACCUGGGCAUCACCAGGACGAAGAACCACCACUAA
Postia placenta MAD-698-R-SB12 is the source of this 603-nucleotide messenger RNA. RefSeq lists its product as hypothetical. The record is from RefSeq and is a predicted model, not a curated record. The transcript has 3 exons. The coding region runs from base 1 to 603 and encodes 200 amino acids. Lineage: Eukaryota; Fungi; Basidiomycota; Agaricomycetes; Polyporales; Adustoporiaceae. Gene Ontology annotation, biological process: cellular response to carbon dioxide; cellular response to oxidative stress. Gene Ontology annotation, molecular function: zinc ion binding; carbonate dehydratase activity.